Messenger RNA from Numida meleagris (helmeted guineafowl), 3940 nucleotides. It is a transcript of the gene CRYBB1, whose product is annotated as crystallin beta B1. Lineage: Eukaryota; Metazoa; Chordata; Aves; Galliformes; Numididae. The transcript is spliced from 4 exons. The record is from RefSeq and is a predicted model, not a curated record. Gene Ontology annotation, biological process: lens development in camera-type eye; visual perception. Gene Ontology annotation, molecular function: structural constituent of eye lens. The coding region runs from base 2309 to 3754 and encodes 481 amino acids.
UGGAUCAGAGCUCUGCAUGUGCCCUGAUGCCCGCUGUCUGUGGGGCCGGGGCUGUGCUCCCAGCUUUCCCUUGCUUCCUGCACCUUCCAGAGGCCAGAGGACGGCCUGCGACGCUGGAUCAUCGCGGCUCUGCGUAGGAGGACAGGACAAGAGCUGUGCCCUAGUGGACAGGGGGAGGCUGGGGGUCCGCGCUGCCCUCCCUCUGCUCUUACUGGGGACGAGCGCUGCACCCGGAGGUGGCGUGGCCAGCAGCCCUCGGGCAGGGCUUUUAUAGCCUCCAGAUAGAGACAGGGCAGGAGAGCAUUACCAAAAGCCCUAACUCAGCACAUGGCAGGAGGAGGGACUGGCAGAACAAAGGCCAUGCUGCGGGGGAGCCACGAGCUCUGGGACACUGCAGCUCUGCUCCCAGCCCAUGGGGCACGGGCUGUGACAUGGCCCUAGGGUCUGUGCAUGUCCCUCAGCUGUGCCCUCCACCUGCUCCAUGCACAGAGCACAGAGCGGGGAACAGGGCAUGGCAAAGCCAGGGGCUGAUUUGCAAAGGCAUUAUAGGGGCCUAAGGGUGCGGAUGAAGAUUUAUGGAUCCUAUCUCAGUGCUCAGGGACCUGGGAAUCCACACUGUGCCAAAAUACCUUCUGCCUUUGCUCAUGGUGACCCCCUGCCCUGUAGCUGAAGGAACACCCCUAUGGCUGCAAACUGGGAAGGAAACCAGGAACAGGACGAGGGCAGCUGGAGCUGCAGGGUGAUGGGGGCUGGAGAUCAGCACUCGGGAGCCACCAGCACAGCAGUGUGGUUAAAAAAACACCUGGCUCUAAGAGGAAGAAACGCAGCUUAAAAUAGAAAGGUGUCUAACAACCAUGAAAAUGAAUGCAAAUUGAAAGCCAGGAGUCAUGAAAACUGUCCACCGUGACGGUAAGGAACCGGACCCCAGGGAGCACUCAGAGCAGCAGCAGUGCAGCACACCCGGCGGUGCCGUGGGGGAUGGCGCGGUCGAUAAAGACAUGGGAAAAGAAGAAGCGAUCGAUAAGUGCUUUUUGUUUGGCAUUUUGGGAAACGUCCCAGAUGGUGCGGCCGAAACGGCACCAAUAUGAGUUAACACUUUACCCUCGAGGGGGACGAAAAGCAGCAGCUUCUGAAUGAGGGCUGUGGGCUCACCAAAUGCACAGCCCUGGGUGAUUUGCUUUGUCCGCGCUGGAGAGCUCAUACCGAUGCUGCAGGAGCACUGGGAGGGUUUGAUGGGACUGCAGGAAAGCCAGCAUGCAGGCUCCCAACAGGCACAGGGAGAGUGGAUGCUGGCAGGGUGCCCCCAGGUGCCCCCCCAUCCCCCACUCCCUCUGCCUGCCUCCCAGCAGCUGACACAGCACUGCUGCACCGAGGUGGGAUUUGCUCCCAUGCAGCACAUUGACAGGAGAACAAGGAAUGGUACAAAUGAGCAUAGCACGUGUUCAACGUGCUGAAAACUGGCUGUGGAGUGGGGAUGGACACAGUGGGCACAGAGAGCAGGGAUGGCAGGGGCUGCCAGCUGUGGCAUCCUUAGAGGAGAAUGCUGCUUUUAUGGACUGAGACACCGCAGGAAAUGCCUGCUUCGGCUACACAUCACUUGUGAAAAAAAUAUUAAAAUAGCAAACACAAAAGCAAUGCUCAAAGCAUUUCACAAUCUUUAAGUCUUGCAUUCUUGCAACUUAGUUGUGGGUGCCCCAUCCCUGGAGGUGCCCAAGGCCAUGGAUGGGACCCUGGGCAGCCUGAGCUGGGGGAGGGGGGGACCCAGCCCAUGGCAGGGGUUGGAACUGGGUAAUCUUUAUGGCUCCCUGCAACCUAAGCCAUCCUGUGGUUCCAUGACCUUCAGCACACUCAGGUCUGUGUAGGUACAGAGGGAUGUCUGAAGCAAGACAGGUAGUGUUCAGGAGGAAAACGAGGAAGCAGAGGGUCAGGCUGCUCACUGCACAGCUGGGCACACCCACGGUGCUGGGAUAGAAACCUGUGGGGCCAGAGAGAUGGGGCUGGGAGCCCUGCGUGGCCCUGCCCUGGCUCAGUCCCAUGGGGCUGGGUUUGGGGCAGCCACGGGGCUGGUGUACCAUGCCCAGCAGCAGCAGCAGCACUGGAGCCAGGUGCUGGUGGGCUCCAGGGGUAUAUAUGCCCUGUGCGGGGCCGUGGUGUCGGCGUGUGGCAAAGUGGCGCGGUCAGGUCUUCUGUUGUGCCUCUGGAUAAAGGAAAGUGCUGGGUUCAGCGGCUGGGCACGGGGCCGGGGAGAGGCUUCCAGCUCGUCCAGCGCUUUGCAGGAUGUGAUGACUGGGCGGCCGCGCAGACACUGAUGAGCUCGCACUUCCAUUGUGUGCCCGCCCGCGCUCUGCCCUUGCCAGGCUAUAAAGUGGGGGCCCCACUGCACCCCGAAACACAAGCCUGCUCCCUCCAACAAGAAGCAGCUGCUGCCCAGGUAAGAGGAGAAAGUCCCCGGGCGGUGGCACUUGCUCCAGCCAGUCCCAAGGGGGGGAGAGGAAAACGUGGGUUUUUGGCUGUGCCCACGCUGUGCCCACCAUUCCCGGAGCACCCCGAACCAGCAUGGUGCUGGGGGUGCAAGGAGGGUCCGACCUUCCUUGGGACAUCCACUGUGGUGCCACCAGCAGGGUGCCCGCUGCAGGUCACGCCAAAGCAGGGCUGUCCCCUCCCACCCCACCACCCAUCGGUGGCCCCUGGGCUGCCCUGCUGCCGGUCGUGCUCCCACGCACGCCUGUGUGGGACGGUCCCAGUGAGCUCCGGGUACCCCACAGUGAUGGGGCCAUAUUCAGGGCUCUCCUGGGAAUUGUGGGCAGCUGGCACCUCCUGUGGCCAAGGCAGGACCCGUAUCCUGCGCGCCUGGGGGAGCUCCUCACCCCCACCCCAAUGCCACCGCCACUGGGGCCGAGUCCCCACUGACCCCCCCGGCACCUCUGCCCCCAGACCCGAGCUGACCACCGCGAUGUCUGAGACCACAAAAACCGCCGCUCCUGGCCAGGCUGCAGAGGACAAGGAGAAGGCGGCCCCAGCGCCGGCUCCAUCCUCUGACCCCACUCCCGUCACCAACAGCAAAGGGGAAGAGCCCUCCACGGAAGCUUUCAGGAUUGUCAUCUUCGAGCAGGAGAAUUUUCAAGGCAGGCAGAUGGAGUUCACCAGCGAGUGCCUGAACCUGGCAGACUGCGGGUUCGACAGAGUGCGCAGUGUCAUCGUCAGCUCCGGACCCUGGGUGGCCUACGAGCAAGCCAACAUGCGCGGGGAGAUGUUCAUCCUGGAGAAGGGCGAGUACCCGCGCUGGGACACCUGGUCCAGCAGCUACCGCAGCGACUGCUUCAUGUCCAUGCGUCCCAUCCGAAUGGUGAGUGCUCAGCACACCGCGCGCUGCUCCGGGCGCUGCGGGCACCGUCCCAACGCCGCUGUCCCCCCCCCCCCCCCCCCUCAGGAGGCCGAGGACCACAAGAUCUCCCUGUACGAGUCCGCCGACUUCAAGGGCAACAAGAUGGACAUCCAGGAGGACGACGUGCCCAGCCUCUGGGCUUACGGCUUCUGCGACCGCGUGGGUAGCGUGAAGGUGCCCAGCGGAACCUGGGUCGGGUACCAGUACCCCGGGUACCGCGGCUACCAGUACCUCUUUGAGACCGGGGACUUCAGGCACUGGAACGAGUGGUGCGCCUUCCAGCCCCAGAUCCAGUCCAUCCGCCGCAUCCGGGACAUGCAGUGGGACCAGAAGGGCACCUUCGUCACCCCCGAGGCGCCCUCCAACUGAGCGCGGCCCCGCGCCCGCCCCGCGCUCCCCCUGCACUAUCCGUGUCUAUCGACCGCGCCACCGCCGCCGCCGCCGCGUGUACUCGACGUUGUGAGGCAAAUUAAAAAAAAAAAUCAAACGAUGGAGCUGCCUGCCGCGUGCGUCCCGGGGCGCGCUCCGUCGCCCGGCUUCCCCACGCUCCCAUUC